AUGAACUUUCCAGACGACCUCCUGUACACCCAGCGGCAUUUUCCUCUGGCCACCUACCCUGGAUGGGUGCUAGAGCCACACAUCCACGAUGACCAGUACGCUUCAUUUCCCAAUGUGCAUCCGAGGGAUCAUCAGAUGCCAACCAGUUACAUGAGAGCUGGCACUGCUCAGGGGCAAUUCCCUGAUGACACCGGGUUCGGAUCCGUUCCCGGCGUAGACGUGGCCUCCAGCAGUGCGGGUUACGCGCAGGCCUGCCUUGACACUCUGGUGGCUCCUGUUGGAAUAUACAGCAGCGCAAUCAGCACCCAUGUGGGGAAAUACGGGUCGCACAAACAGCAGGGCUAUGAUAAGCAUGGCGGCGAUGCGGUCAUCUCCCUGGAGGCUGGCUGCCGAAACCCAGACCAUGCAAAGGCAACAUAUAUAUACAACAACGGGCGCAACGGGAACCAUCUCCCGAUCGACAUCCGACCUGAUACUUCGCUGUCAGAGGCUUUGCCCGCUCCAUUCGUGGAAGUUCAAGUAAGGGAAGACAAGGAGAGCUCGAGCAGAAAUGGAGAGAAGACUAGGAAACAGAAGGGUGGGCUCCACGGAGAGGGACCGCAUAUCUGCAAGGUGGAUGGCAAAGUCUUUCGGCAUCGCGGGGAUCUGGUACGCCACCGGAAGACGAAACUCGGCCACGCAGAGUACCAGGGUCCUGUCAUCUGCGUCUGUCUGCAGGAGUUCAGUCGUCGCGAUGGUCUGCAUACGGACUUGAAGGCGAAGAGAUGCCAUGGUCCUCUUUCCUCUUCGAGAUGA
This is a messenger RNA of Heterobasidion irregulare TC 32-1, 795 nucleotides long. RefSeq lists its product as uncharacterized. The coding region runs from base 1 to 795 and encodes 264 amino acids. The record is from RefSeq and is a predicted model, not a curated record. The transcript is spliced from 5 exons. Lineage: Eukaryota; Fungi; Basidiomycota; Agaricomycetes; Russulales; Bondarzewiaceae.